UUUAAGUUUGUUCCUUCUUUGGCUCUUGCAAGUUAAGUCUGAAAUUUUAAUAAUCAUAAGCCAAACUCAAAAUCCCACACUCCUUUUUGUGUAAAGACAAAGACCUUAUAAACCCCACCAAAUGCGGCCAUCCAAGUAAUAAUUCAAUUCCUUGAUUGAAAAUACCAUCCUUACCUGUCUAUAACACAAAACAGAGCCAUACUUUUGGUCCAAAAACCUUUUCAGCUAUGGCAGAGUUAGAGAACCCAAAUGUGAUGCCAAAUCUCAUAACAUUUCUGUCUUCUCUUCUUCAAAAAUUGGCUGAAUCUAACGAUGUAAACCGUCGGUUUAAGGCUCAGAAAGUUUCAGUGUUCCACGGUCUGAGUCGACCAACUAUCUCAAUUCAAAACUACUUAGACCGAAUUUACAAGUAUGCAAAUUGUAGCCCUUGUUGUUUUAUUGUUGCAUAUGUUUAUCUUGAUCGGUUUGCUCAAAGGCGACCUUCAUUGCCCAUCAAUUCAUUCAACGUUCAUCGCCUGCUUAUCACAAGCGUGAUGGUCGCUGCAAAGUUCAUGGAUGACAUGUAUUACAACAAUGCUUACUAUGCAAAAGUAGGAGGAAUCAGCACAACAGAAAUGAACUUCCUAGAAGUGGAUUUUCUGUUUGGAUUGGGUUUCCAGUUAAAUGUAACCCCCAAUACCUUUAAUACAUACUACUCCUACCUGAAAAGAGAGACCAUGUUGCAGCAAUGUCCUCCAAGUAUUGUGGAAUCCUCUUUAAGCCUUGGAAGAUCACUAAACCUCCAUUUAUGUUUCAAUGAAGAAGAUUCCACCCAUCAAAAUCAACAAUUAGCUGUUUAAGGUCUUUACUUUUAUUAUGUUAGCUCUGAAUGUAGUUGCAUACAAAAGGUAUGAUAGUGACUUCACUUGUUUAAACAUCUUGGGGUGGCAGACUGAGCCAACAUCACAUGUUCUUUUUCUCUCUCUUUCUCUUUCUUCUUUUGGUUGAUUAUGGUUAAUUUCCUUUUAAUUUGGGGUUUAGAAAUAUAUAUUAAUUUAGAUGAUACCAUACAAAAGAUACAACUAACAAGAACCCAUAUAUCAGAGACUUAAAAUUAUUUAUCAAGUUGUAGAUAAAUACCAAUCCUAUUUCCUGGAUUACAAUAUACAUGAUGAUGAUGAAGCUAGCUAAGCAGCUCUUGGGAGAAUUUAAGUCUGCACCUGUUGAACAUCUGCAUGGAAAUUCGGAUAACAAAUGGCCCAGCGGCGGCCAUCAAGAUGAAGCGAAACCUCACAGACUCAUGAGGCGUGACGGUGAAAACAGAUGAUGCGUAGGUGACCAUCAUGGAAGCCGUGGCUACUCAGAUCUCGAAAUGAAAUGGGAACUUAUACGUCAGAGAGAUGAUGACUAGAAUCGAGGAGGAAAGAGCGAGGGUGUUGGAAAUCAAGAAAAUAUAAAAGGCAUGCUUUUGAGAGGCGUAAAUGGCCCUGCCUGCGACGUGCCCACCUUCACUGUCUUGCCAAACCCCGCCCGGUGGGCUGACACCUGCUUGGAAGGUCGCGGCGGCCUUCUUCGUACUGGAAAUAUUUAAACCAACUCCUACCUGUGCUCGAAGAAGGGCUCCCCAUUUUUCUGAUAUUGCAGUAACAGUAUUCUCUGAGUUUCAUUGCCGAUUAUUUUUGUUCAUUCAAGGAGUUAAAUAUAAAAAGAUGAGAACUGGACAUAGAGUUAGAUCGGAGAACACAGAAAUGGAAAUGUAUCCAUAGAGUUAAUUAGCCGUAUCAAUUCAACUUACUUUAUUCAAAUUCUCUGUACAAGGAUAUUUCGGUGUUACAAUUUUGAAAAUCACAACCUGUUUCCAUUCACCAGUUUCA
Molecule: messenger RNA, 1853 nt
Organism: Gossypium raimondii (Peruvian cotton)
Lineage: Eukaryota; Viridiplantae; Streptophyta; Magnoliopsida; Malvales; Malvaceae
Product: cyclin-U4-1
Exons: 2
Coding region: 228-839 (203 amino acids)
Biological process (GO): regulation of cyclin-dependent protein serine/threonine kinase activity
Molecular function (GO): protein kinase binding
Source: RefSeq, a predicted model, not a curated record